Quercus robur (English oak) is the source of this 2276-nucleotide messenger RNA. RefSeq names its product pentatricopeptide repeat-containing protein At3g02490, mitochondrial-like. Gene Ontology annotation, biological process: RNA splicing. The record is from RefSeq and is a predicted model, not a curated record. The transcript has a single exon. NCBI's taxonomy places the organism in Eukaryota, Viridiplantae, Streptophyta, Magnoliopsida, Fagales, Fagaceae. The coding region runs from base 126 to 2105 and encodes 659 amino acids. Gene Ontology annotation, molecular function: protein binding.
CUUCGCUAGUAGCUUGCACUUUUAACUCCCCGCACUUAAAUUUAGCAACUGUAGCUCGCCAAUCAAAACCCAAUCCAAUCUUUCUUAAACCCUAACACUUCUCUCUCUAACCCUAAAAAGCAACCAUGCGACACCAAUGGCGCUUGCUUCUACGACCUCACCACAUUCUUCGAUCUCAGCUUCCCAAUACCACUCACUCGUCCUCGCAUUUCCAGGUACUCUCCAAUCCCAAUCUCAAUCUUCCACCAUUUCGUUCUCUCGCGUCACUCUUUCACACCACUGUCUCACAAAAACCCCAAUUCAUAAACCCUAGAGACGCCAUUUCUCGUAGGUUCUCGUCUGAGCCCGAACAAGCCAUUGAAGAGAAAGACACGGAUCACACUCACUUAGUUGUAGCUGAUAUUUUUGCGAAACCUACUGUGGGUGUGGAUGAUAUUAGGAAAGAGUUAGAGCUGAACAGUGUUGUGAUUAGUCAUGAAUUGGUGUUGAGGGUUCUGGGGAACCUCGAAUCGAGCCCCGAUGUGGCGAAGCGGUUUUUCGAUUGGGUUUUGGAGAGUUAUGGUCAGAAACUCAGCUCUAAAUCAUAUAAUUUGAUGCUGGGGAUUCUGGGUGUUAAUGGGUUUGUUAAGGAGUUUUGGGAUUUGGUUGAGGUUAUGAACAAAAAGGGGUAUGGGAUAUCCAAGGGCGUGCAAAAUAAGGUCUUGGAGAGGUUCCAAAAGGAUGGGUUGGGUGGUGAUGUUGGAAAAUUGAGGGCUGUGUAUGACUCUGGAUCGGUGGAUAAUGCGGUGGAGAAGGUUUGUUCCAAGUUGUGUAAGAUAGUUAGGAGUGAAGUGUGGAGUGAUGAUGUUGAAAGGCAGAUACGGGAAUUAGGUAUUGAGUAUUCAAGUGAUGUGGUUAAGAUGGUAUUGGAAAAUGUUGGUGUGGAGCCAACUAAAGCAUUGAUUUUCUUUAGAUGGGUGGAGGAGAGUGGGUUGUUUAAGCACGAUGAGCGGACUUAUAAUGCUAUGGCCAAGGUGUUGGGGCGGGAAGAUUGUAUCGAUAGGUUUUGGAAAGUUGUUGAUGAGAUGAGAAGCAAUGGGUAUGAUAUGGAGGAGGAGACAUUUGUUAAGGUGUUGGGGCGGUUUUGUAAGAGGAAAAUGAUUAAGGAUGCUGUGGAUUUGUAUGAUUUUUCCAUGGCUGGUGCAAAUAAGCCUUCCGAGGAUUGUUGUGUCUUUCUAUUGAGGAAAGUAGCAGUUGGUAAACAAUUGGAUAUGGGUCUUUUUUCGAGGGUUGUGAGGAUUUUUACCGAGAGCGGGAAUUUGUUGACAAAUUCUAUGCUUGGUGCAGUUUUUAAGUCAUUAACCAGUGUUGGUAGACUUGGUGAGUGCAAUAAGGUUUUGAAAGCAAUGAAAGAAGGUGGGUUUGUGGCUAAUGGUCAUUUACAGAGUAAAAUUGCAUUUCAGCUUAGUAGCACUGGUAAAAAGGAUGAGGCAAGUGAACUUUUGGAGAAUAUGGAAGCAUCUGGGUCCACUCUAGAUCAUAGGACAUGGGCAUCUUUCAUUGAGGGGCAUUGUGUAGCUGGGGAUUUUGACAAGGCUUCUGAUUGUUUCAAACAGAUGGUUGAAAAAGAGGGAGUUUCUUCUGCUGGUUAUGCAUUCCACAUUUUGGUAAACGCUUAUUGCCAAAAAAACAGGGCAAUAGAGGCAUGCACGCUUCUUGUUGGGCUGGUGAAUGUUGAACAGUUGAAGCCCUGGCAUACUACAUAUAAAGAAUUGAUAAGUAAGUUGUUGGUUCGGGGUGGGUUUCAAAAUGCUUUAAGUCUUUUGGUUUUGAUGAAAAAUCAAGGGUUCCCACCCUUUGUGGAUCCAUUUAUUGAGUAUGUAUCGAAGUCUGGAACUGGUGAUGAUGCUAUCAACUUUUUGAAGGAAAUGACUUCAAAGAGGUUUCCAGCAACAUCCAUGUUUCUCCGUACAUUUGAAGCCUUCUUCAAGGCUGGAAGGCAUUUUGAAGCUCAAAAUUUCCUUUCCAAAUGCCCAGUCUACAUUCGUAACCAUGCUGAUGUCUUGAAUCUCUUUUAUUCCAUGAAAUCUAGAAAAGGUUCUUCUGCCACUAAUGUGGCUGCAUAGGCUUUUUGGCUGUUUUUCCUUUUGUUUCAUGUCAGAUUAAUGUAUUAUGAUAUUUCUUCAAGAAAUUUUGGUAUGCAUAUUUUGUUCUCUUUCAUCCAAAAUUAUUGACUAUUGUGGCAUCAUAAGCUUUUUGUGGCUAAUAAAAUAUAUGGUUAUUUGACUUUCCUGACA